Messenger RNA from Galeopterus variegatus (Sunda flying lemur), 1305 nucleotides. Its product is annotated as transforming growth factor beta-1-like. Gene Ontology annotation, cellular component: extracellular region. The record is from RefSeq and is a predicted model, not a curated record. Gene Ontology annotation, molecular function: cytokine activity; type II transforming growth factor beta receptor binding; type III transforming growth factor beta receptor binding. The transcript is spliced from 6 exons. Gene Ontology annotation, biological process: regulation of cell population proliferation; BMP signaling pathway; SMAD protein signal transduction. Lineage: Eukaryota; Metazoa; Chordata; Mammalia; Dermoptera; Cynocephalidae. The coding region runs from base 430 to 1305 and encodes 291 amino acids.
CCCUCAGGCGCCCCCAUUCCGGACCAGUCCUCAGGAGCCCCAAACCCGGCCUCCCGCGAAGAGAGGGCGCACGCCCCUGCACGCCGCUCUUUCCCCUCAGCCUGUCUCCUGAGUCCCCGCGCAUCCUAGGACCCUUUCUCCUCCGGGAAACGGAUCUCUCUCAGACCUGCCACAGCUCCCCUAUUCAAGACCACCCACCUCCUGGUACUAGAUCUCGCCCAUCUCGGUUUUUUGUUGUUGGGCUCCUGAAACACCUCGGGUCAGAGCCUUUCCUCCGCCUUUGCUCCUUUCUCCCUGAAGGCCUCAACUUUCCCCCAGACCCUCUUACCUUUCCCCGGGAGACCCCCAGCCCCUGCAGGGGCGGGGCCUCCCCAUCCCAUCCCAGCCCUGUUCGUGCUCUCGGCAGUGCCGGGGGGCGCCGCCUCCCCCAUGCCGCCCUCCGGGCUGCGGCUCCUGCCGCUGCUGCUACCGCUGCUGCUACCGCUGCUGUGGCUACUAGUGCUGACGCCUGGACAGCCAGUCGCGGGACUGUCCACCUGCAAGACCAUCGACAUGGAGCUGGUGAAGCGGAAGCGCAUCGAAGCCAUCCGCGGCCAGAUCCUGUCCAAGCUACGGCUCGCCAGCCCCCCGAGCCAGGGGGAGGUGCCGCCCGGCCCGCUGCCCGAGGCGGUGCUCGCCCUGUACAACAGCACCCGCGACCGGGUGGCCGGGGAGAGCGCUGAGCCAGAGCCUGAGCCUGAGCCAGACUACUACGCCAAGGAGGUCACCCGCGUGCUAAUGGUGGAAACCAAAAACCCAAUCUAUAACAAAAUUGAGCACAGCCCACACAGCAUACAUAUGUUGUUCAACACAUCAGAGCUCCGAGAAGCAGUUCCUGAACCCGUGUUGCUCUCCCGGGCCGAGCUGCGCCUGUUGAGGCUCAAGUUAAAAGUGGAGCAGCACGUGGAACUGUACCAGCAAUACAGCAACAAUUCCUGGCGCUACCUCAGCAACCGGCUACUGACCCCCAGCGACUCGCCAGAGUGGUUGUCCUUUGACGUCACUGGAGUUGUGCGGCAGUGGCUGAGCCAUGGAGGGGAAAUAGAGGGCUUUCGCCUCAGUGCCCACUGCUCCUGUGACAGCAGAGAUAAUAUACUCCAAGUGGACAUCAAUGGGUUCAGUAAUGGCCGCCGGGGUGACCUGGCCACCAUUCACGGCAUGAACCGGCCCUUCCUGCUUCUCAUGGCCACCCCUCUGGAGAGGGCCCAGCAUCUGCACAGUUCCCGGCGCCGCCGAGCCCUGGACACCAACUACUGCUUCAGGUGA